CGGUGUAUACUUGUGUGGCUCGAUCCCGGAUAUUAUAUAAGAUACAUGUACAGACGUUAGCGGGUGUUCUUGGACAUCGAUACACCGGUCUUACACUGUGUGGGAUUGUACAGUGAAUCAGCACCAGAAAAGUCACCAUGGGAAGUCUACUGUCUAAAUGUAAAGAUGGCGAAGAUGACAAUUUUGACGACAUGAACGCUCCAAAACCUGCAGAUCCACCACCUACUAGCCCAGCUCCUGUUCCCCCAAGGGAUCCAACUCCACCACCGCGAGACCCAACACCGCCGCCUCGAGACCCGACCCCUCCUCCAUCGGACCCAACUCCACCACCGCGAGACCCAACACCGCCACCUCGAGACCCGACCCCUCCUCCAUUGGACCCAACACCACCCCCUCGAGAUCCAACUCCUCCUCCGCCAACAGAUUUACCCCCUUCACGUGAUCCAACUCCACCUCCUACAGAUAUCCCACCCCGUGAUCCCUCUCCCCCUCCCACAGAUGUCACUGUGACUCCCGGACUUCACUUCGGAACAGAAUACCAGCGGACAAACUUAGAUACUUUUGAAGUUCAUGUUGACUUCCGGUCUAAAUCAACUGAUUUUGAUAUCGAACACCGUCCACACGUAACUUCCGGCCUAUACACUGAUUACCAAUUUCCACUUAAAGUUGCACUGCCGAAACCAGAUCCACAAGGCAGAGAGAUAGAAUGGAAGCGACCAACAGAUAUCCGAGACAAUCCGGUCCUCGUUUCAGAUGGUACUUCGAAGUACGACAUAGGUCAAAGGUCAAUCGGUACCUGCUGGUUUCUGGCAGCAGUAACCAACAUAGCUGACAAACCCAAUCUCAUGAGACAGGUAAUUCCAGCGGACGCUUACCUCGUAGGAAAGCCUGAAUAUGAUGGCGUGUUUCAUUGCCGGUUUUGGCGCUACGGCGUAUGGGAGGAUGUCUACAUAGACGAUUAUCUGCCUAUUGUGUACGACAAUGUCGUAUACGGGGCACAUUCUGACACAGACGAAAAUGAAAUGUGGGUCGCCCUGUUGGAGAAAGCAUUCGCCAAAUGUUACGGUAGUUACGAAGAUGUCACAGGCGGCCAGAGCGCAGCCUCGUUCGUGGCACUAACUUCCGGUGUUCCAGAAGAAAUUGAUCUGAGAUCAGGGGAAGUAACUCCAAAUGAAGUUUUUGUUCGUGUGACCAACGCGCACCGUUCAGGAGCUAUGGUGGCAUGCGCAGUUCCGGGUGAACUCAUGGGGUUCAAUGGAUUGAUUGGAAACCACGAGUACACAUUGACAAAGAGCACUGUGAUUAAUGGUAACCGUUUGCUUCUUGUACGAAAUCCAUGGGGUAGAGGAGAAUGGAAGGGCGCUUGGAGCGACGGGAGUCCCGAAUGGUUAUCAGUUUCGGAAAAUGAAGUUCGACGUGCUGACGCAGACGACGGCGAGUUCUACAUCUCGAUAGACGAUUUCAUGAAGUGCUUUAGCCUGGUGACCAUUUGUUCUGUCACGCCCGACUUCGACAGGGACGGAAGUGAAGACACGCUCAAUUACGUCACGUGUUUAUAUGGUGACUGGAGAGAUGACAACGCAGCAGGAUUUGAGAAGAAAUUACAGAAUCCGAAAUUUCUUAUAGAAGUCAACGACAGCGCCUCGGACGAAAACGGGGAUGUGCCUCUGGUUGUACAACUCAUACAACGGACAGAACACAGACGGGAGGAUAUGGCACAAAUCCGCUGUGACGUUUAUAAGGUAUAUGGUUCUAAUGAUGGUAUGUACAUAAUAGAUGAACUUGGAAAGAAAACCAACUCUUACAAAAACUCUCAGCAACGUUCCUUCCGGUAUUUAGUGCAGCCUGGGAAAUACAUUGUCAUACCGUCCACCGGAAAUGCAGGAGUCGAGAAGGAAUUUCUUAUCCGAGUCUACACAUCUGGACCAUUGCAAAAUUUUGUGAAUCUCACACAGGACAAAGGGAUCGAAUACAUGCUUUGUGACAUGGAGGCUAUACCUGAAUCUCUCAACGUUGAAGUGGAUAAGUUGCAGAUCCAGUGUCUGACAGGCACUAUCACAGAAGGAGUUAAUGCCGGAGGUCAGGUUUCUUAUAACACUGUGGAAAUCAAUCCUCAGUUCCAGAUCAGAGUCAGCCGGAGAGGAUUUGUGCGGUUCCAGUUACUUCAAAAUGAUAAACCGGAACUGGUUCCCCUUGGUAUCCGUAUGUGGCGAGAUGAUGGCAGUAUUGACGUUCCGCUUACUACCCGCUGGAUCAAUUACAAUUACCGAGAGGCAAGUGUCAUUGUUCUGAUGACAGACAAUGACGACGGCAAGUUCGUUGCAGGGUCCAAAGUCAAGGCCGACUACGUACUUGAUCCCGGAAGUUAUGUUAUGCUCAUUCAUCUCAACUCACCCAAUGAAGAAACAAAGUUUGCUCUUCUUGUCCAAUCAGAAUACAAACCUGAGAUCACUGGAUUCCAAGUUGGAAAUUGAAGGAAAUCAGCCCACAGACGAAGUCAGGGAAGGAUGUCAUUAUUCAUAUACUAGAAAAAAUAUGUCUGGAAACAUUAGUAUUUAUGUAAUAUAUUUCAUUUUUAACGUGUACAUCAUAAAAACUUUAAUAUCAACAAAAAAUCACUUGUGACAUGUAAAUACUAGUAUUUUUAUUGUUAUAUUUGUUGAAUGAAGUUGAACGACAUGGUUGUCCUUCUCAUUAUAAAA
Ylistrum balloti is the source of this 2702-nucleotide messenger RNA. RefSeq names its product calpain-5-like. Gene Ontology annotation, molecular function: calcium-dependent cysteine-type endopeptidase activity. The record is from RefSeq and is a predicted model, not a curated record. The transcript is spliced from 16 exons. NCBI's taxonomy places the organism in Eukaryota, Metazoa, Mollusca, Bivalvia, Pectinida, Pectinidae. Gene Ontology annotation, biological process: proteolysis. Gene Ontology annotation, cellular component: cytoplasm. The coding region runs from base 138 to 2474 and encodes 778 amino acids.